Sipha flava (yellow sugarcane aphid) is the source of this 1372-nucleotide messenger RNA. RefSeq lists its product as uncharacterized. The coding region runs from base 80 to 1018 and encodes 312 amino acids. The record is from RefSeq and is a predicted model, not a curated record. NCBI's taxonomy places the organism in Eukaryota, Metazoa, Arthropoda, Insecta, Hemiptera, Aphididae. The transcript has 4 exons.
CACGCGCAUACGUAAAUACGAGUAUAUAAAUACACGUGAAAUCGAGUCGCUGCCGAUUAGUGCUGAAUUCCGUUCCGACAUGAGCAGUGCCGCGAUCACCGGUUUAGGAGUUACGCAAAAACCAUCCGUCGUGUCCGCGGACAAGAUGAUGAGCUACGGCACGUACAACAGAAGAUCCGCGGCCACCAACCGUCAUCGCGGCGCCGACGACGACAACGACAAUGACGACGACGACCGCUCGUCCGAGCUGUCCGACUCCGGGCACUUCCUGGCCAAGGGCGCAUUCCUGAUCACGCCCAGCAACGAGCUGAACCUGGAGAAAGCGACGGCCAUCUGCGAGAAGAUGAACUACAAGGGACCGUACUCGGUGACGAAGACUGCGACCGGGAUACUGUUCAAGUUCGCCGAGCAGGACGACUAUCACGUGACGUUCCGCAAAGGAUUCCAUAAGGUGACCAAUUCGAGGUUCUACAAGAAGAUCCCUAUACCAUGCAGACCCCAGAAGACGUUUUCAGUUUUGGUAUACGAAAUCCCUGAAGAUAUUCCCGAUGAGGACAUUCGCCAUUCGUUGUAUAAAUUUCAAACUGUCGUCGAAGUAACCAGACUCUAUCAUACAGGUUACCGUCAGUCGGUCACGUCGGCGGUGGCGGACAAGAGCGUCAUGACGUCGUCCAUGUCACAGCAAGCAGCUGCCGAUCUGCAACAGCAGCAGCCAGUGACGGCGGCCGUCGCGCAACAGCACCCAGCGCCGCCCGUGGUUCGCGUCACGUUGGCAUCCUUGGAGGAGUGCAGUGUGCUGCUGCACAACGGUCUGGACUUUUAUGGGGCCACGUUCUUCCCCGUGGAGGCCGCUUCGCCCGCCGCCAUCAAAAAGAAACCGAUUGCGCCCAACAGCCGACUAAUGGAUCUAGUGACAACCAGCGGUCAUCGUAUACGUGAUCUGUUGCCCGUGUUCGACUCCACUGGAUUCACCAAGAUUCCACCGCCGUCCAGUAAAGUGGUCAAACCACACCAAUGAACCAUGGGAUCAUCCGGUGGCAUAGCUGUCGUCGUGCAUGGUGCCCAAAAAUGCGUACAUUUUCAUAAUAUCAAAAUAAUAUAAUUUUAAACGGUUCAUUGUACUCAUUACAUUAAAUAUUAGUUUAAAUUUUAACAUGGAAAAAAAACACCUAUUUUUAAACUGUAUCGCAUACUUAAUUGUAACUCUAUACAAUACUAAUAUAACACCAACCGUUUGAAAAGUAGAUUAAAAUGAAGUAACGGCUUAAGUUAAACGCUCUCGUUAAUAUUAUUAUAAUUAUUAUUAUUAUUGUUAUAUUUCUUUUUACUAUUUAAUCUAAUAAAAAUUGCAUUCGAACCAUUGAUGGCGUCU